Molecule: messenger RNA, 1050 nt
Organism: Candida tropicalis MYA-3404
Lineage: Eukaryota; Fungi; Ascomycota; Pichiomycetes; Serinales; Debaryomycetaceae
Product: guanine nucleotide exchange factor
Exons: 1
Coding region: 1-1050 (349 amino acids)
Biological process (GO): post-translational protein targeting to endoplasmic reticulum membrane
Cellular component (GO): GET complex
Molecular function (GO): ATP binding; ATP hydrolysis activity
Source: RefSeq, a predicted model, not a curated record
AUGGAUUUUGAAUUGGAACCUACUUUAGAAGAAUUGAUUAAACAAGAUACUUUGAAAUGGAUCUUUGUUGGUGGUAAAGGUGGUGUUGGUAAAACCACCACUUCUUCAUCAAUUGCCGUUCAAUUAGCUUUACAACACCCAGAGGAUGAAUUCUUAUUGAUUUCUACUGAUCCAGCUCAUAAUUUAUCUGAUGCUUUCUGUCAAAAGUUUGGUAAAGAUGCAAGAAAAGUUGAAGGUUUAUCAAACUUAUCAUGUAUGGAAAUUGAUCCUGAAGCAGCUAUGAGUGAUUUACAACAACAAGCACAACAAUACAAUAAUGAUCCUAAUGAUCCUUUGAAAAGUAUGAUGAAUGAUAUGACCGGUUCUAUUCCUGGUAUUGAUGAAGCUUUGUCAUUUAUGGAAGUCUUGAAACACAUUAAGAACCAAAAGGUCACUGAGCUGGAUACUAAAGAUAAGGUUUCUUACAGAACUAUCAUUUUCGAUACUGCUCCAACAGGUCACACAUUGCGUUUUUUACAAUUACCAACUACUUUGCAAAAAUUAUUAGGAAAAUUCCAACAAUUAUCGGGUAAAUUGGGUCCAAUGAUGAGUAUGUUGGGUGGUGGUGCUCAAGGUCAACAAGAUAUGUUUGCCAAAUUGAAUGAGGUUCAAAAAAAUGUUGAAGAGGUUAAUGAACAGUUUACAAACCCUGACUUAACUACUUUUGUCUGUGUUUGCAUCUCUGAGUUCCUUUCCCUUUAUGAAACUGAGAGAAUGAUUCAAGAAUUGAUGUCCUACAAAAUGGACGUCAACUCCAUUGUGGUUAACCAAUUGUUAUUUGCUGACGAUGAUGAAAAUCCAUGUAAAAGAUGUGUGGCAAGAUGGAAGAUGCAAAAGAAGUACUUGGAUCAAAUGGCUGAGUUAUACGAGGACUACCAUUUAGUUAAGAUGCCAUUAUUGGGAUCUGAAAUUAGAGGGGUUGACAAUUUAAAAAGAUUCUCCCAAUUCUUGAUCAAACCUUAUGAUCCUAAAGUAGAUCGUGCUAUCAUUACAGAUUUGAAAGAGCAAUAA